CGAACUCUGACCCUCUCUCAAACUGCAGCAAUCGACUGAAAAUAUUAUUUAUUUGAUCACCCAUCCCACUAACGUCUGAUCAAAUAGCAUUAUAACAGGUAAGGCAAACGGUCUUGCUCACGAAUACUACCUUCGAUUGACGUAUUGGUCGGGUCUGUCAUAUGAGGCGAAUACGUUGCUGCAGAGGAAGGGAUGCAGCCAUAACAAGCUAGCUUAAAGCUAAUAGCGCUGGGUGGCUAGCUAGCUCAUCCUUCCGGAUCCCGACGCAAGAUCAAAAUUUGUAAACAAAGCAGUUUCUUGCCACAGUUUCAUGAGACUCAUGGGGGUUUUAAUGUGAAGAGCAGCAGAAGAAAAUUUAAGUCAGCAUGGAUGGCCAGAGGAUUCAACUGGUAUCAGCAGAUGGUGGCAUGGCCCUAGGACACAGAAUACAGAUUGUGACAGAUCAGCAGACUGGACAGAAGAUCCAGAUAGUGACCGCCCUGGAACAGACCUCCCCAGGAAAGCAGCAGUACAUUCUGGCCAAUGCCGACUACUCCUCAGGUGGAAAGGUGAUCCUGGCUAAACAGGAGUCCCCGUCUGGAAAAGUCAUCCUUGCUUCCCCAGAUGGCUCAGGGGUCAAUCAGCUGCUGUUCACCUCACCUGACCUGGGAGGACAACAGAUACAGUUUGUGACUGAAGGAUCUGACCAGGCUAUGGUGAAGCCGGUGGUGGAGUACUGUGUUGUGUGUGGAGACAAGGCCUCAGGACGCCAUUAUGGUGCAGUAAGCUGUGAGGGCUGCAAGGGGUUCUUCAAGCGCAGUAUUAGGAAAAACUUGGUAUACACGUGCAGAGGCUCUGGAGAGUGUGUUAUCAACAAGCACCAUCGCAACCGCUGCCAGUACUGCAGGCUGCAGCGCUGCAUGGCCCUGGGCAUGAAACAGGAUUCUGUGCAGUGUGAACGGAAACCUGUUGAGGUGUCCAGAGAGAAGUCGGUCAACUGCGCUGCCUCCACUGAGAAGAUCUACAUUCGUAAGAACCUGUGCAGCCCUCUGGCCGCCACACCCACAUUUGUGACUGACAAGGAGACUGCCAGGUCAACGAGUUUGCUGGAGUCGAGCAUGCUGCUGAACAUUCAGCAGCCGUUCCCCAAGAUGGAGAACACUGUCUUGAUUCCAGCCUCUCCUGAAACGAACGAUCCGUGCCAGGGUGACCUAAGCACUCUGGCUAAUGUAGUCACAUCUCUUGCCCACCUGAACAAGGCCAGGGAGGUUGCCGAGGGCAACAACGACAUGAUGGGGGAGACCCUCAGCAACGGGGACAGUUCCAUGACAGAUCUCCAAGCAGAUGAACAAACUGCAAGCGAUAUCACUAGAGCGUUUGACACCCUGGCCAAGGCCCUGAACCCUGGGGACGGGUCAGCGGGCGACUCCCUAGAGGCCACCAUGCAGCUGAUGUCAGGGGACCAGUCGGGCCCUGUGGUGGAGCUGGAGGGACCCUUGCUCUCAGACAGUCAUGUGCCCUUCAAGCUUAUGAUGCCUUUACCCAUGCCUGAGUACCUCAAUGUGAACUACAUCUGCGAGUCAGCUUCACGACUGCUCUUCCUCUCUAUGCACUGGGCACGCUCUAUACCUGCCUUUCAGGCCCUGGGUGGCCAAGAUAAUGACAUAAACCUGAUGAAGGCAUGCUGGAAUGAGCUGUUUGCCCUGGGCUUGGCCCAGUGCUCCAACGUCAUGAAUGUCGCCACCAUCCUGGCUGCCAUCAUCAAUCACCUGCAGACCAGCUUACAAGAAGAGAAGCUGUCCCCGGAGCGAGUUAAACUUGUGAUGGAACACAUCUGGCGGAUGCAGGAGUUUUGUAACAGCAUGUCCAAGCUAUCCCCAGAUGCUUAUGAAUAUGCCUACCUCAAAGCCAUUGUCCUUUUUAGCCCCGACCACCCAGGAAUAGACAACACCCUGCAGAUUGAAAGGUUCCAGGAGAAGGCCUUCAUGGAGCUUCAAGACUACGUCACCAGGACCUACCCAGAGGACUCCUAUCGGUUAUCCAAGCUGCUUCUGCGUCUGCCGGCCCUGCGCCUCAUGAGUGCGGCCGUCACGGAGGAGCUCUUUUUUGCGGGCCUCAUUGGCAAUGUGCAGAUAGACAGCAUCAUCCCUUACAUUCUCAAGAUGGAGUCCACCGACUACAACAGCCAGGUGGUCUCUGGUAUCUGACCCCCCACCCCCACCCCACUCACAACGCCACUCCAAAAACCACACACCCCAGAGAACCAGUCGGAGUGGUUAGCAGAUGGGUCAACUCAUAACUGGAAAUGAGUUUUGGUGUUAUUUGCCCCUUUCAAAACGGCAUAUGAUGCUGUUCGUCCCUUUCAACUUUCCAGAUUGAUGGACACUUAUGACAGAUUAGCUAGUUGAUUCUCUAUGACUGCUUAAAGAUGGUUCGCAGGGUGACAAUCUAGUACUCACCAGUAAUGGCCAAGCCGACCCUUACCCGCUGAUUCAGGAACAAACUUUUGAACUGGGCAUAGUUGAUUGUGCUUUUUAUUGUACAGAGUAUUUUUUUUGCUUCAUAUCCUUUCAAUGCUUUCAUUUUGUGCUUUUUGAUUGUUCCCCCAUCCAGUUGUUCUUUGCUUUUUUGUAAUGUUUUUGAGAAAAACUUUUGUUGGAAUGUGAAUUGGUUUAUCAUGGAAAUGUGGUCAAUUGUGAAGGUUAUAACCUUUUCUAUUUUACUUGUUUGCCAAUCCAAAGGAAAAGGCUUGCAUCAUGAGUUAACUCUACCUAAAGUAAUGUGAGACUUAUUUGAAAUAUGUAUAUAUAAAUAUGUAUAUAGACAGAAACGAAACAAAGCUAUCAUGGCCGAUUAAGUUGCUCAUGCAAGGAUUCCAUCUUUUGGAUAUAUUCAUGUAGUUGCUAAACAAUUGUCAGUUCAUUUGAAAAUAAAAAUGAAAUUUUCAAUU
Messenger RNA from Osmerus eperlanus (European smelt), 2929 nucleotides. It is a transcript of the gene nr2c1, whose product is annotated as nuclear receptor subfamily 2, group C, member 1. Gene Ontology annotation, biological process: cell differentiation; anatomical structure development; negative regulation of transcription by RNA polymerase II. Bases 366 to 2186 code for a protein of 606 amino acids. Gene Ontology annotation, molecular function: RNA polymerase II cis-regulatory region sequence-specific DNA binding; zinc ion binding; nuclear receptor activity. The transcript is spliced from 14 exons. The record is from RefSeq and is a predicted model, not a curated record. NCBI's taxonomy places the organism in Eukaryota, Metazoa, Chordata, Actinopteri, Osmeriformes, Osmeridae.